Messenger RNA from Pyricularia pennisetigena, 561 nucleotides. RefSeq lists its product as uncharacterized. NCBI's taxonomy places the organism in Eukaryota, Fungi, Ascomycota, Sordariomycetes, Magnaporthales, Pyriculariaceae. Bases 1 to 561 code for a protein of 186 amino acids. The transcript has a single exon. The record is from RefSeq and is a predicted model, not a curated record.
AUGAGGGUUUCUCAGAUCGUUGCCAUGUUCGGCCUCGUCGCCGUCGGCGUUGCCCAGCAGCUGCCCCCAUCUCCCACCGCCUCGGUCGACUGCGAACCUCAUGGUGACCACUGGCACUGUCGUGGCCCCCGCACCACUGUUCCGGGACAGUCCGUGACCGCCAACCCCAGCGGGGUGACCACUAGACCUCCUGCUGCUGCGAGCGCGACUGCAACCUCCAGCCGCCACCAUGACCAUGACCAUGACGACGACGACGACGACGACCAUGACGACGAUCACGAUGAUGAUGACCACCAUAGCGGCACCCGAACGCUCCCGCCGUCGCCCACCGCGUCUGUCGGCUGCCAGCCCCACGGCGACCACUGGCACUGCACCGGCCCCAAGACCGGCAGCGCCGCCACUGUUGCCAGCACCGCCACCGGCACCGGCGCCGCCGCUGGCACCACCACCCCGAGGCCUUCUGGCAGCGCUGCCUCCUCGACCCCAACCCCGGCUGGCGCUGCCCGUGCUGGUUUCAAUGCGGUGGCCCUCGCUGCUGCCGGCGCGGUCCUGAUUCUCUAA